GCCCGCGCCCGCCCGCACCAUGCUCAAGUGCAUCCCGCUGUGGCGCUGCAACCGGCACGUGGAGUCGGUGGACAAGCGGCACUGCUCGCUGCAGGCCGUGCCCGAGGAGAUCUACCGCUACAGCCGCAGCCUGGAGGAGCUGCUCCUCGACGCCAACCAGCUGCGUGAGCUGCCCAAGCCCUUCUUUCGGCUGCUGAACCUGCGCAAGCUGGGCCUGAGUGACAACGAGAUCCAGCGGUUGCCCCCUGAGGUGGCCAACUUCAUGCAACUGGUGGAGCUGGACGUGUCUCGGAAUGACAUCCCUGAGAUCCCCGAGAGCAUCAAGUUUUGCAAAGCUCUGGAGAUUGCAGACUUCAGUGGGAAUCCUUUGUCCAGGCUCCCCGAAGGUUUCACUCAGCUGCGCAGCCUGGCUCAUCUGGCCCUGAAUGAUGUGUCCUUGCAGGCGCUGCCUGGGGACGUGGGCAAUCUCGCCAACCUGGUGACCUUGGAGCUCCGGGAGAAUCUGCUCAAGUCCUUGCCUGCGUCCUUGUCUUUCCUGGUCAAGCUGGAACAGCUGGAUCUGGGAGGCAACGAUCUGGAAGUGCUGCCCGACACCCUGGGGGCCCUGCCCAACUUGCGUGAGCUGUGGCUGGACCGGAACCAGCUGUCGGCCCUGCCCCCGGAACUCGGGAAUCUGCGGCGCCUGGUGUGCCUGGAUGUGUCGGAGAACCGGCUGGAGGAGCUGCCUGCGGAACUCGGGGGGCUGGUGCUGCUCACCGACCUGCUGCUUUCGCAGAACUGGCUGCAGCGGCUUCCUGACGGCAUUGGUCAGCUGAAGCAGCUGUCCAUCUUGAAGGUAGACCAGAAUCGCCUCUGCGAGGUGACGGAGGCCAUUGGGGACUGUGAGAACUUGUCAGAGCUGAUCCUCACGGAGAACCUGCUGACGGCCCUGCCCCGCUCCUUGGGGAAGCUGAGCAAGCUGACCAACCUCAACGUGGACCGGAACCGCCUGGAGGCACUGCCGCCUGAGAUUGGGGGCUGCAUGGCACUCAGCGUCCUCUCUUUGAGGGACAACCGCCUGGCUGUCCUGCCGCCGGAGCUCGCCCACACGGCCGAGCUGCAUGUGCUGGAUGUGGCCGGGAACCGUCUGCAGAGUCUGCCGUUCGCCCUCACGCACCUCAACCUAAAGGCCCUGUGGCUGGCGGAGAACCAGGCGCAGCCCAUGCUUCGGUUCCAGACUGAGGACGACGCCCAGACCGGCGAGAAGGUGCUCACCUGCUACCUGCUGCCCCAGCAACCCCCGCCCAGCCUCGAGGACCCGGGGCCGCGGAGCAGCCCUUCGGAGAGCUGGGGUGAUGCCCCGCUCGGCCGCGUCAGCGUCAUCCAGUUCCUAGAGGCCCCUGCGGGCGACGAGGACGCAGAGGAGGCUGCUGCCGAGAAACGGGGCCUGCAGCGUCGGGCUACGCCUCACCCCAGCGAGCUCAAGGUGAUGAAGAGGGGCGUAGAGCGUCGAAGCGAAGCCGCCUCCUGCAGGCCCGACUCCGCACAGCACUCACCCUCACCCCCGCCCUCGGAGGAGGAGAAGAGGCUGAGCACCGAGUCUGGCCUGAGUGCGGACUCGCACCUGUCUGCCAGCACAGCCUCCCAGGGUGAGCCCGAGGGCCCGCUGGCCGAGGUGGAGGAGCCGAGCCAGCAGGAAUCCACGCCAACCUCCCAGGAGGAGGUCACAGAGGAGAUCUAUGAGGAGCCCACGGUGCGCUUCGCGGAGGACACGCUGCUCCUGCCCGGGGAGGAUGGCGAGAGCGAGGCGGGGCAGCUGGAGGCCCCCUGGCCCGUGCCGGGUGAGAGGCAGCGGCUCAUCCGCAAGGACACGCCCCACUACAAGAAGCACUUCAAGAUCUCCAAGCUGCCCCAGCCUGAGGCCGUGGUGGCCCUGCUGCAAGGAGCACAGCCGGACAGUGAGGGCCCAGUAGGGUCUGGGGGCUGGCACAACGGCCCCCACGUGCCCUGGGCUCCUCGAGCCGAGGAGGAGGAAGAGGAGGAGGAGGAGGAGGAGGAAGCCGAGGAGGCGGCAGCGGCGGUGGCGGCGGGAGCCGUGGAGGCGGGCGAGGAGGAGGAGAGCGAGGGGGCUGUGGCUUCUGCACCACCCUCUGUCAAGGGAGUGUCGUUUGACCAGGCCAAUAACCUGCUGAUAGAGCCCGCUCGCAUUGAGGAGGAAGAGCUGACGCUCACCAUCGUGCGGCAGACGGGGGGCCUGGGCAUCAGCAUUGCGGGCGGCAAGGGCUCCACCCCCUACAAGGGCGACGACGAGGGCAUAUUCAUCUCGCGGGUAUCUGAGGAGGGCCCUGCGGCGCAGGCUGGGGUCCGAGUAGGCGACAAGCUCCUCGAGGUGAACGGCGUGGCCUUGCAGGACGCCGAGCAUCAACAGGCCGUGGAGGCACUGCGUGGCGCGGGCACCACUGUGCACGUGCGGCUGUGGCGGGAGCGUAUGGUGGAGCCCGAGAACGCGGUCACCGUCACGCCUCUGAGGCCUGAGGACGACUACAGCCCCCGGGAGCGGUGGGGAGGCGGCCUGCGCCCGCGCCCACGCCAGCCCGAGCCGCCAGGGCCCCUCCGCCAGCGUCGCGUGGCCUGCCUCGUGCGCAGCGACAAGGGCUUGGGCUUCAGCAUCGCUGGGGGGAAAGGCUCCACGCCCUACCGGGCCGGAGACCCGGGUAUCUUCAUCUCCCGCAUUGCUGAGGGGGGCGCCGCCCACCGGGCGGGCACCCUACAGGUCGGCGAUCGCGUCCUCUCCAUCGACGGGGUGGAUGUGACGGAGGCCAGGCACGACCACGCCGUCUCCCUGCUGACUGCUGCCUCUCCCACCAUCGCCCUGCUGCUGGAACGGGAGGCCGGGGGGCCGCUUGCCCCUGGUACUCCGCCACACUCACCCCCACCCCCUGCUGCUACCACCACCACCAUGGCCACUGCCAUCCCUGGGGAGCCUGGGCCGCUAAGGCUGGCCCCCAGUCUGCUGGCCGCUGCCCUGGAGGGGCCGUACCCAGUGGAGGAGAUCUGUCUGCCGAGAGCUGGGGGCCCCUUGGGGCUCAGCAUCGUCGGGGGCUCCGACCACUCCAGCCACCCAUUCGGCGUCCAGGAGCCCGGCGUGUUCAUCUCUAAGGUGCUCCCCCGGGGCCUGGCUGCACGCAGUGGCCUGCGGGUUGGGGACCGCAUCCUGGGAGUGAAUGGGCAGGAUGUGCGGGACGCCACCCACCAGGAAGCGGUCAGCGCCCUGCUGCGGCCCUGCCUGGAGCUGGUCCUGCUCGUGCGGAGGGACCCGCCGCCCCCGGGCAUGCGGGAGCUCUGUAUCCAGAAGGCCCCUGGGGAGAAGCUGGGCAUCAGCAUCCGUGGGGGCGCCAAGGGCCACGCAGGGAACCCCUGUGACCCCACGGACGAGGGCAUCUUCAUCUCCAAGGUGAGCCCCACAGGAGCGGCCGGGCGAGAUGGUCGCCUGCGGGUGGGGCUGCGGCUGCUGGAGGUGAACCAGCAGAGCUUGCUGGGCUUGACGCACGGCGAAGCCGUGCAGCUGCUACGCAGCGUGGGCGACACCCUGACUGUGCUUGUCUGUGACGGCUUCGACACCAGCGCCCCCGAGGUGUCCCCAGGCAUCAUCGCCAACCCCUUUGCAGCAGGCAUGGGCCGCCGGAACAGCCUGGAAAGCAUCUCCUCCGUCGACCGGGAGCUGAGCCCCGAGGGCCCCGGCAAGGAGAAGGAGCUGCCUGGACAGACCCCACAGUGGGGGCCGGAGGCCAUGUGUCGGAGCCUGGAGAGCCUGAAGCUGGACUGCCGCGCCCUGGCUGCCACACCCAGCACCGGCAGUGUGCAGAGGGUGCCGUCUGGGGCAAGUGGCGGGAAGAUGACUGAGGCCCCCUGUUCCCCUGGCCACCAGCAGACAAAGCCUGGGGUGAUCCAGCCAGUGGCUCAGGCCUGGCCAAGGGGCUCCCCGGCCCUCAGGGGCAGAGGUGAUCCCCAGUCCGUGAGUGCCCUGACCCGGGGGGGGCGGGGGGGCGGGGAGGCAGUCAGCAAGGACAGCUGGUGGUGGGACGGGCGGUGGCUGCAGCCGGGACAGCUGUCACCACACAGCUCGCUGUGCCCCGUCCGCCAGCCCCCCUCCCCGCCCUCCCCUGACGAGCUGCCCGCCAACGUGAAGCAGGCGUAUAGGACCUUCGCUGCCGUGCCCGGCCUGCACCCACCCCUGGAGGCCCCUGCUCAGCCCCCCAAGCCUGGGCCCACGGCCUCCCCGGAGCAGCUGUCCUUCCGCGAGCGGCAGAAGUACUUCGAGCUUGAGGUGCGGGUGCCCCAGACCGGGGGCCCCCCUAAGCGCGUGUCGCUGGUGGGUGCCGACGACCUGCGGAAGAUGCAGGAGGAGGAAGCCCGAAAGCUGCAACAGAAGAGGACGCAGAUGCUGCGCGAGGCGGCGGGGGACGCGGCGGACGCGGGGCGCCCGGAAGGCGAGGCCCCGGAGGACGAGGAGCCCGAGGAGGAGCCGCCCUGGGCCGGCCGGGGCCCCGCCGCAGGGCUUGGCCCCGCGUCCCCCCCGCCGCAGGGAGGCGGCGCUCCGGUGCGGACGGCCAAGGCCGAGCGGCGCCACCAGGAGCGGCUGCGCGUGCAGAGCCCGGAGCUGCCGGCUCCUGAGCGGACCCUGUCCCCGGCGGAGCGCCGCGCCCUGGAGGCCGAGAAGCGUGCGCUGUGGAGGGCGGCCAGGAUGAAGUCUCUGGAACAGGACGCUCUCCGCGCACAGAUGGUCCUCAGCAAGUCUCAGGAGGGUCGAAGCAAGCGGGGGCCUCUGGAGCGCCUGGCCGAGGCCCCCUCGCCCGCGCCCACCCCGUCACCCACCCCCUUGGAAGACCUCGGCCUCCAGACCGGCACCUCCCCGGGACGCUUGGCCUUGUCUGGGAGGAAGUUUGACUACAGGGUGUUUGCAGCCCUCCCCUCUUCCAGACCUGUCUAUGACAUGCAGGUACCGGGCCCUCCUGGCCCUUCUGCAAGACAGCCCGACCAGCUCCUGCCACCUUUCUGCUGUGCCUGUCACCCAGCCCUGUCCCCUCCUCUGGUACCCUCCCCGUCUCUCUGUGGCCAGUCCUGUCCACCCACCUCCCAUCCUCCAGCCAGGGCUCAGCAGGGACCCACCCAGGCUCAGGUGGGUGGUUUCAGGCAGGUCUGGGGUGGAACCCUGAGCAGCCCUUCUCCCCAUCACAGUCCCCAGAUUUUGCUGAGGAGCUGAGGUCCUUGGAACCAUCUCCGAGCCCUGGUCUGCCAGAGGAGGAUGGAGAGGUGGCCAUGGUGCUUCUGGGCAGGCCUUCGCCAGGCGCCGCGGGCCCCGAGGAGGUGGCCCUAUGCAGCAGCCGCCGCGCCGUGCGGCCGGGGCGCCGGGGCCUGGGCCCGGUGCC
This is a messenger RNA of Globicephala melas (long-finned pilot whale), 5408 nucleotides long. RefSeq names its product scribble planar cell polarity protein (gene SCRIB). Lineage: Eukaryota; Metazoa; Chordata; Mammalia; Artiodactyla; Delphinidae. Gene Ontology annotation, molecular function: protein binding. The record is from RefSeq and is a predicted model, not a curated record. Gene Ontology annotation, cellular component: postsynaptic density; basolateral plasma membrane; adherens junction. Gene Ontology annotation, biological process: neurotransmitter receptor transport, endosome to postsynaptic membrane; cell-cell adhesion; establishment or maintenance of epithelial cell apical/basal polarity.